Molecule: messenger RNA, 927 nt
Organism: Patiria miniata (bat star)
Lineage: Eukaryota; Metazoa; Echinodermata; Asteroidea; Valvatida; Asterinidae
Product: lactose-binding lectin l-2-like
Exons: 2
Coding region: 110-601 (163 amino acids)
Source: RefSeq, a predicted model, not a curated record
UGGGGCAGAAUAAAUUUACGGCAUCGUCAAGCGCACUACUACAAUAAAGGAUUGAUGACAAAAUCACCCUUCAUUUCACCACUGGGAACCAAUCUGGUGACAUCUGAAAAUGAUGUUGCCAAAACGUCUCAUCGUUGGCUUGAUAAGCCUUUGUCUUAUGAUCAGAUGCACUGGUGGUACUGAGAGGUGUGGGGCCUCCAUUAGAGGGGCGUGUCCUCCUGCUUGGAGCCAGUGGGGUAACAAAUGCUACCAAAAACACAGCGAAAAUCUACCAUGGGCUGAGGCAAACCAGGAGUGCAUCAAAAUGGGAAGUGUCUUGGUCAUGCCACAGUCUCAGGAGGAAACUGAGUUCCUUCUGAAGAACCUGGCCCCCUUCUUUCGGAUCAACUGUAAUGAUCUUCAAGUUGAAGGUACAUGGGUGUGUCAAGAUGGCACUACUGAUGUGGAGUACAGAAACUGGAGGGUGGAGCCUGCGGAACCUAAUAAUGGCGCGGGAGGAGAGGAUUGUGCAGUAGCAGACGAAACUGGUUGGAAUGAUGUAUCAUGUGAGUUUCAUGCUCCCACUAUCUGCAAACGGCCUGCACCACAACUGCACUUUUAAAUGGCAACAAAAAGACUCACUCCUCACAAAAAGUAAAGCUCACAAACCUACUUAAUUAAGUAAAUAAAAAAAUUGAAGGAAAUCAUGUAGAAAGCAUUGUGAAUAGGCAAUUGAACUCUUUGAACCAUCGUAGCUUUAGGACAAAAAAAAUGGAAAAAAUGGUUUCGUUGAUGGUAGUCCUUAUAAAAUACUUGAGAAAAGAAAUGUGGAAACAAUUGUUCGUUAUUGAUUGAUAAAUAUCUUUGUUCAUUUUCACAGAUUUUCAAUUUAGUUCCUCAUUUUCAAUGUUCAGUGUUGCCUGGGCAACAAAUGUAUCAAUUGGCCAC